AAAUAAUAAUAAUAUUAUUAUACUGCUGAUUGCCGAAUAUUGUAUAGUGUAUAUCUAUUUAAAUAAGUAAUUAAUUUAAAUAAAUUGUACGUUUUUAAGUGAAUCUUAGAAAUUGUUUAAUUCAGAUAUUUGUGUAGAUAGUUCACAAUGCCCCGGUUAAAAAAGAAGUCAUUAGAAACAAAAGCGCGGAUAUCGCGAAUGAAACGUGCAGAAAAACGAAGAGAACAAAUAUUAUACCUCAAAACACAGGCUGAAGAAAUGGAAAUUUUAUGUCGUGGUGUAAGAAGCGAAGGUGCUCUUGUGCCUCCUAUCAGACAGACCGCUUCAAUUUUUAAACAACCAGUUACUGUUUAUAAGAAUCAAGAGGGUAAAGUUAAAUCUGAUUUUAAACACGGCAGACAAGAAAAACCGAGACAAGUUUUCUGGGAAAAAAGGUUGGAAGGAAUCAGAGCUUCAGAAAAAGAUGGUUAUGAAUUAGGAACUAGGUGGACUGGAUUAUUGCGGCCAGCUGGACCACACGUUAGAGAUGAAACUUUGCUACAAAGUGUUGCUACUGCUUUACAUGUUUGUGCUGUGCCAGUGACUGGACAACCUCCAAUGAGAUCUCAAUAUGAUAAAGAAAUUGUAUACCGGAUUCCAGAUCAACCGCUUGUACAAGAAGUUAAUAUUACAAUAGAGGAUAUCAAAAGUCAAGAAGACCGAGUAAUAGCAGCUAGAAAACGACUCCAAGAAAUAAUGGGAAAAAUCAAGUAAAAGUAAUAAUGGGAAUGUAAACAUUUAAACUUUUUGCACAUUUUUAUCACUUUUACAAUUUUGUUCAAAAAUGCAUUAAUUAAUAACAAUAUACACUUUAUAUGUUUGUGAUUUUUUUUUCAAUGAUAAUUAAUUUUACUUAAAUAGUUUUAAGUUUAAUUUCUUUAUAUUAAACCAUUAUAAAUGUAUUGUUAAUACUAAUACAUGGUUAAUUAUGGACUUAAUUUUAUAAGUAUUAAAUAACUUUAUAUAAUCAAAAUCAAAUGAUUGUUUUUCAUUAUAUUACUUGUAAAUAACU
This is a messenger RNA of Adelges cooleyi (spruce gall adelgid), 1051 nucleotides long. RefSeq names its product methyl-CpG-binding domain protein 2 (gene MBD-like). The transcript is spliced from 5 exons. The record is from RefSeq and is a predicted model, not a curated record. NCBI's taxonomy places the organism in Eukaryota, Metazoa, Arthropoda, Insecta, Hemiptera, Adelgidae. The coding region runs from base 148 to 753 and encodes 201 amino acids.